Sphaeramia orbicularis (orbiculate cardinalfish) is the source of this 2162-nucleotide messenger RNA. It is a transcript of the gene bbs12, whose product is annotated as Bardet-Biedl syndrome 12. The record is from RefSeq and is a predicted model, not a curated record. The coding region runs from base 102 to 2024 and encodes 640 amino acids. Gene Ontology annotation, molecular function: ATP binding. Gene Ontology annotation, biological process: photoreceptor cell maintenance; chaperone-mediated protein complex assembly. The transcript has 2 exons. NCBI's taxonomy places the organism in Eukaryota, Metazoa, Chordata, Actinopteri, Kurtiformes, Apogonidae.
CAACGGUAGAAUACAACGCAAGCGCAGUGUUCAUUUACCGAGUUACCGAGCAAUGAACAGGUAGAACAAAUACAAGUAUCAAAGAGGAGGCUCCUCGAGUAAUGCUGGGAAGUACAAUUAUAAACCACCGUCAACAUGUUGGACUACAGAAGCUGUCAGCCCUGGCAGAAAUCACAAGAUCCUCUCUUGGCCCCAAUAAAAACUACAAGUUCAUCCAAGAUGACACAACUGGGGAGUCAACUCUUGUGUGCUCAUGUUUUCGCAUCCUUGAGAGCCUGGAACUAACCUGCUCAGUUGGUCAGGUGGUUUACGAGACCAUAGAGACGCACCACAGAGUUUAUAAUACAGGGUCGGGAUGCCUGUUGUUUCUUGCUGGAGCUUGGAGUCAUGCUGCACUGGAGUGUCUUCACAGAGGAAUUUCAGUCAGACACAUAAUCUCUGCUAUGUCUGAAGGCAUGGAAAUAUGCUUGAAUGUUUGCAGGCAAUGUAGCAUCUCGAUUAAACGUCGUGAAGUGUCAGAACUUUGCCCAUUUAACGUAUCCACUGUUAAGGAUUCCCAUGCACAUCAGCAGUUGACACCAAGAGCAUCUGAGAGGCCCUUUAACUUAGGACCACAAAAGAAACUAAAGCUUAGCAGACAUUUUCGUGAGUCAGAAUCUCCCAGUAUUUCCACUAUUCAUGCUUCUCAACUUUGUUCAUAUGAGCCUUUUUUUCCUGACAUUGCACACAUCGCAGAGACAUUGAGCCAUGGCUGUACUGAUGCAAUGAAUUUAGUUGUCAAGGCCAGCCAGAUGCAAUCAGAAUGUAAUCAGCAAGACAUCGCAUUUGACGUUACUAAAGUGGUGACUUGUGUGCUGCCUGGAUUAGUAGAGGAACAAGCUACUGUUUUACCAGGUUGCGUUGUUCUAGUACCUGCAGAACAGGCUUCAGUUGCACAUCACUUAAAAGAACAGCACUUGAAGGUUGCUCUUAUUCAUGGAGAUUUAGCAGCCACUUACCGCCACCUUGGCUAUAAUAGACCAAAAGGUAUACAAAGUGUGAGCGACCGUUUAGAUUUGUCACGUUUGAGCAAAGAAGACACAUGGAUGGAGAAGGUUGUGACGCUUCUGCUGAACCUGGAAGUGAACGUGAUUCUAGUCAGUGGGGUUGCUAGUGAGAAAGUGAUUGAGUGUUGUUGGAGACGUAAUAUUCUUGUGGUGGAAAAGGUGAAGGCUUCCAUUUUGAAAGCAUUUGCCGUUUCAACAGGAGCUAUCCCAGUGACUUACGCCACACAGUUGAGUAAGCAUUGUGUCGGUACAGGGCUGAAGGUCAGCAUAUGGAGGGACCUCAGCAACAACGACAGGAAGCGCGGAACAGCCGUGAAUAUUACCACUGAUGGACUGAACUGUGGAUUGGUCACAGUGAUACUUACAAGCUCUGUACAUGCCAAGUUACAGACCUUGGAGGACCAGUUUUGGGCUUGUGCUUAUCGUUUACAUUGGGCGCUGAAAGACAAAGCCCUUCUGCCUGGAGCUGGAGUGACCGAGAUGGUUUGCAUUCAACACCUGCAAAACGAAGCAGAACACGACAUAAGAAACCCCACAGAGAGCAACGGUGUCUCUAGCCAACAAAAUAAACCAAGAACACCAGCAAAUCCUUACAGAGAUGUGGUGUUGACCCUCAUGGCAGAUGGUUUAAAGGAUUACAUUUGCACUGUAAUGGUUAACACAGGGGUGUUUUCAAAGGUUGGAGCCCGAGCCGCUGUGAUCCAACACCUGCAGGACUAUCAUGGGACCGUUGGUGACGUUGCUGCAAAGUUCUCUCAACUUUUCUUACACACUGACACAUGCUACAACGCAACUCCAACAUCUGUAGAAUCUAGUGAAACACCAGCAAUAAAAACCUAUGAUAAUCUUUGUGUGAAGCAGGAAGUUUGGAGGAAAGCAUUGGAUCUGGUUUUCCUGGUUUUGCAGACGGAUGCAGAAGUCAUCACAGGGGUAGACCGAAAAACUAAUGGAGCGCAGGAAGAUCUGAUGUUCUUGUGAUUCUCCAAAGCAAUAACAGUAUUUGUUUUUUUUUUAAUUCUUUUUUUAAAUAUGAAAAGUCCGACCCUGAUUUUGCUUUUGUGUAAACUGAGUAAGUGAAAUAAAAACUGAGAAAAAUAAAGCUUUUUAAUAGUUUUA